Messenger RNA from Vigna radiata var. radiata (mung bean), 1473 nucleotides. RefSeq lists its product as uncharacterized. NCBI's taxonomy places the organism in Eukaryota, Viridiplantae, Streptophyta, Magnoliopsida, Fabales, Fabaceae. The coding region runs from base 717 to 1343 and encodes 208 amino acids. The transcript has 4 exons. The record is from RefSeq and is a predicted model, not a curated record.
UCACCUCAGCAGCCUAUGCUGUUCUGUUCAUGAUUUGUCUUGAGCAAACCAAGGCCUUGUGAUCCUCAACAAUUAUAUAGUUUUAAAUUAGUGCUAAUAAUACAUGUAUUUCUUUAUUUCUUCUCCUUUCUUUAAUAUAUCUGCAUUGCUGGACCUGUCUCAGGCAUCUCCUCCACAAAACUUCAAUCACAUUGGUCAAGGCACUGGGAUUUCUUUCGCAUGCCUCUACCCUCAUGCAAUAGCGCCUCGAUUUCCGUGUCUUCAAGAGAGAAUCUUAAAUUCCACAACACUUCUGUUACAUUGUAUUCUUCUAUUUAAUCCCCAACAGUAUGUACUGACCACCCUGAUGGGGAAUAUGAGAGCAGAUUAGCAGAUUAGCAGAGUCUUCAUCAAAUUAACUCACCCUUGUCCUGUCCCUUAACUUGCCUUCAAUUUCUCGCCUUUCCUUCUGAGAUCCCCUUUUGUUCUCUCGUCUUCUUCUUCAGAACAAAUUUUCGGUGCCCUCGGCUCAUACAAUUCUAGCAGAUUGUAGAGAACAAAACAAAAAAAUGUUGAAUCCUGAAGAAAUUGAGAGAUGAGGAAUAUGCUUUGCGUCUUGCCGGGUCAAUGUGGAGAGGAAUGAAGAUACAAGUCUGAGUUCAAAUUUCCUACGAAGAAGACUUAACUGUGUAGCACUCGUUCAAAGUUCUUUUACUCAGAGGCUAAGUAGAUUACCGAUGGAGAAGCUUGUUAGGUCCUGCGACAAAGAAUACAUGAGGAUGGCCAUGUUAAAACACGAAGAAACCUUCAAAGAGCAGGUAUAUGAACUACAUCGUUUGUACCGAAUUCAGAAGAUACUGAUGCAAAAUAUGGAAUCCAGAAGAGGUGUUGAAGUAAGCGAAGAAGAGUGGUACUUCAAGAAUGCGAUUAGUUUAACUCAUAAAGGAGCACAAGAAAAGCCUCAAAUGAAAUUUGACCUUGAACGGCCAGCAGAGGAGCACAUUGCAGAAUCAGAAGAUGGGGUGCUAGAGAUCAUAGAUGAGACUGAGAUUGAGCUAACAUUAGGCCCCUCAAGUUACAACCGUAGGAAGAAAGUCGAGACACCACUAACUUCAGAUUCAGGACACAGCUUGUCUUCUUCUUCUAGUGGAUCAAGCCGUAUAAACAAGACAAGAUGUCAUGGCAGUCAUACCACAAGAGAAGAAUCAAGUGGAAGCAUAAUUCGCCUUGUCCAGAUGCCCGGUUCAAACCCAGGGUGCCAAAGUGGAAUUAGAAACAGUUUUGAUGUAGAAGAACAAUUAAGACAAGAGAGAUUAAAACAGUCACCUUGGCUUUUUCAAGUGUUGAAUCUGAACAUGACUUGAAAAGAAAAAUCUGUGGUCAAUGUGAUAUAUUUUAUGUUUAUGUUUCAUGAGUUAAGACUAACUUUUGUGGAUGAUGUUUGUGUUGAAUGUUCAGCCGAAUUAUUGAAUGUGGUGGGAUUUGAUGUGUCUA